UAUAUCACUACUAUCAUGGUCACCGUUGUAACUUGUUGCUAUAUAGUAAAUAGUUGUAGCCACUGUCUUGUAGCCAGGCUUCGAGUAUUUUUCUAUGGUAGUCACAAUAUAUCAGACCAAAAAAAUUACAUAUAAAGAAGAGCUAUUUUUAAAUAAAGAGAUUUCAGUAUUCCAUAACAUUUUCAUUCGCUUAUUCAAUAUUCAGUGCGUCUUAUGAGACACACGACAAAAGAUAUAAAUCAGUAUUCAGUAUUACUAUCAAUAUUUCAAUUUUGCUAUUUGAAUUUCGUCAUUCGUAACACUCGUAACGAUUUAAGCUCACCAUUCCAACUUCCAAACAUGAAUACACCACGUUUGAAAAAAGAAAUAAGCCGAUUACUUGACAAACCUCCUUUUGGUAUAAAGGUGAAUGUAAAAGAAGGAUCAACCUCUGUUUUAGAAGCUGAACUCCACGGACCAAAAGAUUCUCCAUAUGAAAAUGGAAUUUUCAAAUUGCAGAUAGAAGUGUCAGCAAACUAUCCAUUUGAACCUCCUAGAGUGACAUUCAUAACACCUGUUUAUCAUCCAAACAUAGACAGCGGUGGCAGAAUUUGUUUGGACAUAUUGAAAAUGCCUCCAUCUGGUGCAUGGAAACCAUUGAUAAACAUUGAAGGCGUAUUGGUUGCCAUAUGCAAUCUAAUGAACUGUCCAAAUCCUAAUGAUCCACUCGUACUGGAUAUUGCAAAAGAAUUUAAGAAUGAUAAAGAAACAUUUGAAUCCAAAGCUAAACACUUUACCAAAGAACAUGCUAUUAUAGCCCCUGAAUGAGUAUACUUUAGUUUAAUAAUUAUUUCUAAUAUUUUUAUAUUCUUUUUUUACGAGUUAAAUCUUUACUGUCCUUUAGCCAACUAAACUACUGCCAAGUAAAUUUCUAACUUAUAGUUGUACACUUUUUUUAAAUUCAUUAUUUAUUGUAUUUUAAAAUGUGUUGGUUAAGAACUAAAAUCACUGAAAGAAGUUAAUUAAAAUAUUUUAAAGGAUUAUCAUAACCUAUUUACAAACUAUUAUAAUUUUAUACUUUUACCUAUUAUUUAUUGAGUUAUUAUUAAUGCUAUAUCUUUUAAAUUAGUUAGUUUAUAAAAGGCAAAUGUGUAAUAAAAAACAACUCUAAAAUGCACUAACAUUUUACAAAAAAAACAAUAAUGGAUAUAAUCUAUUAUCUUUAAAUAAUUUAAAUUUCAGACUAAAGGCCUCCACUGGUUGGUUCUUCCCUCAAGUCAUCUCAUUAUAAUUAAAAAUUUUAGUGAUCAAUAUGGUUUUCAGUCAGGUUGAUGCUUUAGUUCAAGCAGAUAAUUAUAUUAGGGAAAAUUUAGAUAACAAUGAUAGAGUAAUCGUUAUGGACAUCUUUAUCGAUCCAAAAAAAAGCAUUCGAUUUAGUAAACCAUUGUAUUUAAAUUUUUAAUAUGAAAAGCAUG
Myzus persicae (green peach aphid) is the source of this 1454-nucleotide messenger RNA. Its product is annotated as ubiquitin-conjugating enzyme E2 T-like. The record is from RefSeq and is a predicted model, not a curated record. Gene Ontology annotation, cellular component: nucleus. Bases 214 to 807 code for a protein of 197 amino acids. Gene Ontology annotation, biological process: DNA damage response; protein polyubiquitination. NCBI's taxonomy places the organism in Eukaryota, Metazoa, Arthropoda, Insecta, Hemiptera, Aphididae. Gene Ontology annotation, molecular function: ubiquitin conjugating enzyme activity. The transcript has 5 exons.